AUGGUUGCUGUUUUAGGGAGUGCGAUGGUCAUGGCAGAGAACGUCACCAUUGUCACGGAGUUCCUGUUGUUAGGUUUCUCAAGCCUGGGUGAAAUUCAGCUGGCCCUUUUUGUUGUAUUCCUCUUUCUGUAUCUCGUCAUUCUGAGUGGCAAUGUCACCAUCAUCACCAUCAUCCGCCGGGAUAGAAGCCUUCACACACCAAUGUACUUUUUCCUUGGCAUUCUCUCCACCUCUGAGACUUUCUACACUUUUGUUAUCCUACCCAAGAUGCUCAUCAACCUCUUUUCUGUGGCCCGGACCAUAUCCUUCACCUGCUGUGCUAUUCAAAUGUUUUUCUUCCUUGGUUUUGCCAUUGCCAACUGCCUGCUCUUGGGUGUGAUGGGUUAUGAUCGCUACGCUGCCAUUUGUCAACCUCUGCAUUACCCAAUCCUUAUGAGUUGGCAGGUGUGUGGAAAACUGGCAGCUGUCUGUGGCCUUGGGGGUUUCUUGGCCUCUCUUAUGGUAGUAAAUCUUGUCUUUAGCCUCCCUUUCUGCAGUGCCAACGAGAUCAACCACUACUUCUGUGACAUCUCACCUGUCAUUCGUCUGGCUUGCACCAACACAGAUGUUCAUGAAUUUGUCAUUUUCAUCUGUGGAGUUCUUGUCCUGGUGGUCCCAUUUUUCUUCAUUUGUGUCUCCUAUUGCUGCAUCCUGAGGACUAUCCUAAAGAUUCCUUCAGCUGAGGGGAGAAGGAAAGCCUUUUCCACGUGUUCCUCCCAUCUCACUGUUGUCAUUGUUCACUAUGGAUGCGCUUCCUUUAUCUACCUAAGACCUACAGCAAACUAUGUCUCCAACAAAGACAGGCUAGUCACCGUGGUAUACACCAUUGUCACUCCAUUGCUAAACCCCAUGGUCUAUAGCCUCAGAAACAAAGAUGUCCAGGUUGCAAUCAGAAAAGUUUUAGGCAAGAAAGGCACUCUAAAUCUAUAA
Molecule: messenger RNA, 969 nt
Organism: Echinops telfairi (small Madagascar hedgehog)
Lineage: Eukaryota; Metazoa; Chordata; Mammalia; Afrosoricida; Tenrecidae
Product: olfactory receptor 10R2
Exons: 2
Coding region: 1-969 (322 amino acids)
Biological process (GO): G protein-coupled receptor signaling pathway
Cellular component (GO): membrane
Molecular function (GO): olfactory receptor activity; G protein-coupled receptor activity
Source: RefSeq, a predicted model, not a curated record